UUUUUUUAUUUUUUAAAUUUAUUUUUCAUCAAAAAAUUUAUUUUUAAUUUUUCCUCUCCUUUAUUUUGGUAUUUUUUUUCCAAAAAAUAUUUUUCUUCUAUUUUUUCUAUCUUUUUUUUCCUUCUGUUUUUGCGUGUCAAUUUGCGUUUUUUGAUAAUUUUUUUUUCAAAAAUUUAUUUUUUUUGGUAUUGGCACACAUUCUAGUAUUUUUCUUCUUUUCCUCUAUUUCGUGAUAUUUUUUUUCUCUUUUUUUUCAAUUCAAAAAUGAAUGGACCUUGAGUUUUUAAAGGGAGGGAGAGGGAGGGGAAAAGAUGUCUAAUUCAAAAAAUUUCUUUCAGAAAAAAUUUUUUUGAAGAAAAUUUUUAUUGAAAGGUGAGGAAGAAGAGUCAAGAAACACCAAAAUAUAUCCCGUUAAAAAUUAAAAAGAAAAAAAUUAUAAUGAGCAAGAAAAAAUGCAAAAAAUACCCCUCAACAACAACAUCAAGACAUCCUCUUCUAUUUAGCCUCUUUCCCUCAAACAUUUCAAUUAUUCUAAUGGCAAUAUACCUCAAAUAUAUAUUCAAUAGCUUAGCUGGAUAUUUAACCCUCAAAACAUCUCAAAAAAAUAUUUUUAUGAAUAAUUAUGUUUUUAAUUUUUACAUUUUAUAUAAAAUGACAACUCCAAGAAUAUAUUUAGCAUAA
This is a messenger RNA of Meloidogyne enterolobii, 681 nucleotides long. Lineage: Eukaryota; Metazoa; Nematoda; Chromadorea; Rhabditida; Meloidogynidae. The record is from the annotation of a GenBank genome assembly.